Molecule: messenger RNA, 2196 nt
Organism: Chlamydomonas reinhardtii
Lineage: Eukaryota; Viridiplantae; Chlorophyta; Chlorophyceae; Chlamydomonadales; Chlamydomonadaceae
Exons: 13
Coding region: 135-2159 (674 amino acids)
Source: RefSeq, a predicted model, not a curated record
CGGCGCUCUCCUCCUUCGCGCUCUCGGACACCUGGUCCACAGCCGGAAAUAGCACCGUCGCCUGCUCCGGAGCCACUCAAGCAGGUCUCGGUGACCGUGUCAGGUAGGGACGUCACGCGGUCACUCUCUGGGCGAUGGCCGAGGGCCCCGUCUUCCCUACGUUCCAAGCAGCGGGAGCCGCGACCAGAUGCGAGCUGUCGAUUCAGACGUUCCACACUCCCACCGACCCGAACGCGGACCCCUACCAGCUGCCUCCCCUGGUGGACAACAGCUACCGCCUGGUGGACAAGACGGAGGACGGAUCCAAGUAUGAUACGGCUGUGGACCUCGAGGAUCACACCGGCCUGAUCACCGGUGACAAGCUCACCACGGGCCUGACCCUGGAGCUUCCACAGAGCAUUGCCGACCUUGUGAAUGCAGAGCUCGGUGGCGGUAACGGCACGCGCCGUCGCCUGAGCGAGCAGGAGCACAGCCUGCGCCGCAUGGUGCUGGAGUACCACAACACGGAGCGGAGCCUCAAAGAGUUUGUGCAGCUGCAAAGCCUGAUCCGCGAUGUUGCGGACACACACGUGGAGCGCGGGCGGCGGCUGCAGGUCAACUUGAAAGACCUGAUUGGCGCAGUAUCGGGCGCCGGCGGCACCCAGUCGUUCGUGAACCUGACGCCGAAGGCUAAGAAGACCACCCGAACUGGCGCGGGUGGUGCCAAGGAUCUGAUGAUCGUGGGCGGCAAGCCACUCAACAUCACGUCCGUCACCUUUGUGUUCACGUCCUCUUGCCUCAAGCCGCCGCAGUACAUCAACACCGCCUGGGUGUCAAACAACUGGGACAAUGCCAAGGCCGCAUCGCCCACCGCCCCCACGCUGCAGCGCUACUACGAUGUGUGCUCCUACAACAAGCUGCGCUUUGAGAACAGCAUCAACAAGGUGUAUGGGCCCAUCGACUUCCCCUGCCAGGGCUCCUGGCCCACCAAGGGCAAGUACGACAUCACCAAGAGCUGCGCCGACCCCGAACUGUACGGCGCGUGGGAUGCCGCCAAGGACUACCUGAAGAAGGUGGACCCCGAUACGUUCAAAAUUUUGGAUGGCAUCCGCCGUAAGAUCUUCAUCCUGCCCUUCCGCCCUGUCUGCACCUUCGGCGGCCGCGCAAACGUGGGCUGCCCCGGUGGCGGCGACUGCCUGACCUGGAUGACGUACGCUGCUGAGAACCGCUUCAUCGAUAUGUCAACCGUUUUCCACGAGCUGGCACACAAUAUUGGUCUGUCGCACUCUGCCCGCAACGUGUGCGACGGCAAGGGCAGCUGCGAGGUGCAGGACUACGGCGACAAGACCUGCUUCAUGGGCUCCGGCUAUCCUGUGGAUCCCACGAAGCAGAUCCUGUGCUCCAGUGCGCCCCAGGGCUACAAGGCCGGCUGGAUUAGCCCCAUGGUCGACCCCUUCGCCGGCGCUGACCAAACCCCGACCACUGGCGAGUUCAAAUACAGCGACGUCCCUAUGGGCCAGAACUCUACAGUCCAGCUGCCCGCCAUGGGCGCCACUGACAAGAACUUCCUGCGUAUCAUCUUGGACCAGAAGGGCAUCACGCCAGUCAACGGCCGCAGGCGGGAGCGCGCCGUGUUCGUGUCGUACCGCUCCGUGCUGCCCAGCACGCACCCGAACUACCUGUACGAUAGCGGCCUGUCCCCUGACUUCAACCGCCGGAUUUUCAUCCACGAGUUCAACGAGACCGCAGACAACAACCCCACCGACGACAGCUACCCGCCGCUGAUUCGCAACGUUCUGGACAUCAUCCCCGCCACCGGCAAGCCCAACACCAUUGGCGACGGCUGGGGCGCUCUACCCAACAAGUGGGAGUACGCCGGCAGCCAGGGCCGUCUGGUGCUGCGCGUGUGGAGCAAGAGCCAGACAAACGCCACCAUCAGCCUGUGCUUUGCCACCGUCACGACCGAGACGGGCGAUGCGUGCUACAACCAAGUGGAUGACGACUGCGAUGGCCUCAUGGACGACGACGAUCCGGAUUGCGCCGGCGUUGAGCAGCCGCAAGACAAGAAUGAUCAGCCUCCACCGCCGGCGCCCAUCUUCAAGGCCCGCUCACCUCCUCCCUCCCCGCCCCCGCCCUCGCCUCCUCCCCCCAAGGGCAAGCGGGGCCGCCGGCAGGCGUAAGCGCCUGACGGGCGCAGUGCUGCUACACCUGAACAAA